This is a messenger RNA of Protopterus annectens (West African lungfish), 11178 nucleotides long. It is a transcript of the gene FREM1, whose product is annotated as FRAS1 related extracellular matrix 1. The transcript is spliced from 38 exons. Gene Ontology annotation, biological process: cell communication. Bases 10 to 6564 code for a protein of 2184 amino acids. The record is from RefSeq and is a predicted model, not a curated record. Gene Ontology annotation, cellular component: membrane. NCBI's taxonomy places the organism in Eukaryota, Metazoa, Chordata, Ceratodontiformes, Protopteridae.
AGCUGUAAGAUGAAGCUUUACUACAGCUUAGGACUGUUAGUGCUGUUUAUUUUUUCAUCUGGAUGUGUUUCUUCUUUCAUUAAAAUGAAUCGAGGUAUUACAGUUAUGAAAGGAAAAUCUGUUUACUUGACAGAGGAUGAUCUGCAAUUUGAUAUCCCAAAGGAAAAGGAUGCCUGUAAAAUAGAGGUUGUCAUGAACGAACCCAUUACACAGAGGGUUGGAAAACUAACUCCACAGAUGUUCGAUUGCCACUUUCUUCCCAGUGAUGUCCAGUACAUCCAUAAUGGUUGCCCAAUUCUCAGUGAAGAUCAUGUCUUGCUCAGGCUUUACAGGUUUACAGAGUCAGACACCUUCACAGAAACAUUCCUACUAAAUGUCAAGAUAAUUGAAGCUGAAUGCAGCAUCAUUAAACCAGGAUUAAAGUCACUGGAAGUGAAUGAAUUUUUUGGCUUGUCUGAAGUUAUUGAUCAGAGUGUGCUAACUUUUGAUUUUGAGAAGAAUUUGAACCUGGAGUGCACUGUCAGGAUGGCCAGCGUGGAGACGCUCUUGCCAGCCUAUGGCCAGCUUGUCACUGGGGAACCUGAGAGAGAAGAGCCACGUGGUGAUCAGCCCCACAGCUUCUUUCCAAGAACAAGUAUGUCAAUGUUCAAUAUUUUUCUUGAAAUAAGAAGUAAGCUAAAGUGUCGAGAUGGAAGCUGCUACAAAGGACUCCAACGGAUCCAUACAACCAAAGUGAGCUGUGAUGAAUUCCUAACAAUGGGACUUCGCUAUCAACAUCUCAACCCCCCUUCACCUGAUAUUGAUUACAUUGCCAUCCGUUUGGACCUUACUGAUACAAGAAGUGAUACUAUUUAUAAGACUGAGCAUUCUUGGAUCUCAGUUCAAAUAAAGGAUGCCAUUCCUAACCAGAUCCCCAAGGCAGCCUUCAUGUCCAUGUUUAUUCUGGAAGUGGAUCAGUUUAUCUUGACCCCACUAACAACGAGUGCAUUGGAUGCCGAAGACAGUGAAACACCCAAAUCCUUGUUGAUCUUUAACAUCACCAAGCCACCUCAAGAUGGUUAUAUCACUCAUCUGGCUGAUCAUACCAAACCAAUCACCUCUUUCUCGUGGAGGGAUCUGAAUGAGAUGCUAAUAGGUUAUCAGCCACCAAAUAGCAGUCAUACUGAGCGACGCAAUUAUGAGGUGGAGUUUGAAGUCCAUGAUUUUUAUUUUGCAAAGAGUGCCCCCAUUUUGGUCCAUAUUUCCAUCAGAACUGCAGAUACAAAUGCUCCCAGGGUUUCUUGGAACAUGGGGCUUGAUCUUCUUGAAGGCCAAUCUCGACCAAUUACGUGGAAGCAGUUUCAGAUUGUGGACAAUAAUGAUAUCAAUGCAGUCCGUCUUGUCACUGUGGAUGGAUUACAACAUGGGCGACUCACUGUAAGAGGUGGAAAAGGCUUCAUGUUUGCAGUAAAUGAUAUCAAGGCUGGUGUUGUACGGUACCAUCAUGACGACAGUGACACAACAAAGGACUACAUUGUCUUCAGAAUAUUUGAUGGGCGGCACAGCAUUCGACAUAAAUUCCCUAUCAAUAUACUGCCAAAGGAUGACAGUCCCCCAUUCCUUAUCACCAAUGUGGUGUUUGAACUGUAUGAGGGACAAACUAUACUAAUUCGAUAUUCCAUGCUGCAGGCUUCAGACAUGGAUUCCAGUGAUGACUACAUUCUCUACAAUGUCACAAAGCUUCCACAUGCUGGUGAAAUUGUGAAACAGCCAAGCAGUAGAGUUACAGGUUAUCCAGUUACCAGCUUUCUGCAGAGGGAUCUCUUUAAUGCCCUGAUAUAUUACCGUCACUUAGGAGGCGAGAUAUUUGAGGAUUCAUUCGAAUUCAUUCUGUCUGACAGCUCUGACCCACCAAAUCUGUCUGAAUCACAGGUUGUCAUAAUACACGUUACUCCUGUAGAUGAUCAGCUUCCAAAAGAGGUGCCAGGUACUGUACGGCAUCUAACUGUGAAGGAAACAGAAGUCAUUUACCUGACAAAAAAGCAGCUGCAUUUCACUGACACUGAGUCACCAGAUCGAGAACUGUCCUUUACAAUAACAACUCCUCCAUUCUGUGUAUCACACAGUAGCCAAGCUGAUGCCGGGAAGAUAAUAUUGGCUGAGUCUGUCCCAAGGCUGGUUAAAGAUCAAUUAGUUCCACCUCUGAGGACCUUUACACAGCAUGCUGUUAAUCACAUGAAGGUGGCCUACAUGCCUCCCUUACAAGAUAUUGGUCCAGAUCCCCAGCACUUCAGGUUUGUUUUCUCUGUCAGUAACCAGCAUGGUGGCACCUUAAUUGGCAUCUGUUUCAACAUCACAGUUUUGCCCGUGGAUAACCAGGCUCCUCAGGUUCUUACCAAUCCAUUGACAGUUGAAGAAGGCGGUGUGCACUGGAUAACUGGAGAACAUGUACUAAUAUCAGAUAUUGACAGCAAACUAGAGCAAAUUAGGAUACAGCUGCAAAGAAAACCACUCCAUGGUAAGGUACAGUUUACUGGACUUCCAUUGAAUGAAGGAGAUGCAUUCAGCUGGGAAGCACUCAGCAGCCACAAAGUCAGGUAUUUGCAUGACAGCUCUGAAACUCUGCAUGACAGCAUUCUUCUUACUGCUACAGAUGGCCUUAACUCUGCAGACUUUGAACUACUAGUCAAGGUUCUUCCUGUAAAUGAUGAGCCCCCAUUAAUGAAGACGAAUCUCAUCCCAGAACUGCUUUGCCCUGAGAAUGGGGAGAUGGUUAUCACAUCGGAGUACCUUUAUGCCACUGAUACAGACAGUGAUGACACUAAGCUGGUUUUUAUGAUUGCACGCCGACCCUACCACGGGGUUGUGCAUAGAAGUGGUAUCACUGCAGACAGAUUCACACAGGCAGAUGUUUCCUCUGGUAUCGUCACCUACAAGCACAUAGGUGGAGAGAUUGGCUUGCUUUCCAACCAUGAUGUAAUCACCCUAGUAGUAUCUGAUGGAGAAGCUAGCACAAUAAUAGAUGGGUGUUGCUACGAUGGGUCUGUCCCACUUCCUCUCCCACUACAUGACGCACUUCCUGUGUAUGAUCUUAACAUUACUGUAUUUGCCGUUGACAACCAGCCACCAUCCAUUAUUAUUGGUGAAAUAUUUGUGGUGGAUGAAGGUUCUAAAGCACCUAUCACUAUUAACCAUCUCAAUGCCAGUGAUCCAGACACACUUGCUGAUGAGUUAGAAUUUGUACUGAUUUCUUCUCCUCAGUGUGGUUACAUAGAAAACACACUGCCUUCUCCAGGGUUUGAGAAAAGCAAUUCUGGCAUUAGUAUAGCUUCUUUCCUCCUGAAGGAUAUAAAAGGUUUAUUUAUCAACUACGUGCAGUCCAGACAUCAGCGGACAGAACCCACAGCAGACCAGUUUAUGCUAUAUGUCACAGAUGGGAAACAUCGAUCUAUGGAAAUGCCAUUUUAUAUUUUGAUCAACCCGACCAAUGAUGAAGCCCCUGAAUUUCUGGCAAGAAAUAUUACUGUACAAGAAGGGCAGAUGAAAGAAUUGGAUGCAUCUAUAAUAAAUGUGGUAGAUUUGGAUGUUCCCCAGGAUCACCUGAUAUUAUCCAUUUCAAACCCACCUCAGCAUGGGAUGAUUAUGAAUGGAAUUUAUGGGAGUGAUGUUGCACGCUAUAAACGACUGAGUCAAGCACAGCAGCACCGGGAAUCUCCUGUACAUGAUGUCACCAUAGAUCAGCUCAAGAAUGGGAUGAAGCUGAUGUAUGUGCAUGAUGACUCUGAGAACAUGGCAGACAGUUUCUCUGUUCAGCUCUCAGAUGGCAAACAUAAAAUACAGAAAGUUAUAUUUGUAAAUGUCCUUCCAGUGAAUGAUGAGAAUCCCACACUCGUCAGAAACACUGGCUUAGAGAUAGCUGUUGGUGAAACAAGGAUUAUUUCAAGUGUAGUGCUCUCAGCUGAAGAUAAAGACACCCCAAGGGACCAGAUUAAUUAUUUCUUUGAGGUGGUUCCACAUCAAGGAGAACUUCAGAUCAAGGUCAAUAAUCAUUGGUUUCCCAUCAGUGCUGGAAUGAAAUGCAGUCAGGAUGACAUUGACAUGAAUCGACUGCGAUAUGUGCAUGCAGGAGUCAUAGGCUCCAAAAGCAAGGAUAGCGUCAGCUUCUACCUUUGGGAUGGAGCCCAUCAAAGCCCUCAGCAGCAGUUCCACAUCUCAGUCAAGGAUAUGGAGAAAGGAGAGAUUACUAUGAUCAUCAGGCCACUUCUUGUAUCUAAAGGUGACAGAGUGCCUUUAACUGCUGCUGUCCUUUAUACAAUGGAUGGAACUGCCAGGCCAGAGAAACUACUUUAUGUGAUCACCUUGCCAACAAUGUACGGCCACCUAGAACAUGUAAACUAUCCAGGCAUGCCUGUAACAAGUUUCAGCCAAAUGAACAUUGCAUCACGAUCUAUCUAUUAUGUUCAUACCAGUAAGACAGCUGUCACAAGAGACACAUUCAGAUUUAUUGUCAACAAUGGUCUGUCGACCAGGAAUGGGACCUUCGAGAUCCACAUUGAAAAUGCUGACCAGGCCUUGCCUACUGUGCUGAAGAACGAGGGACUACAAGUGGUGGAAGGAGCCAUGAUGAUCAUCUCAUCAGAAGUACUGCAGCUCUCCGAUCCAGACACCCCACCCCAGAACCUCACCUACAUCAUAUACCAAUUUCCACAGUAUGGCCAGCUCUAUCGACAUGGAGCCUUACUUCAAGAAGACAACUUUACACAACUGGAUGUGGACAACAUGGAUGUGGCCUACCGGCAUGGGGGCGGGGGCUCCCAGAUUGACAGGUUCACCUUCAUUGCUUCUGACAGGAGUAACCAUGGCUUCAUAGUCAAUGGGAAAGUGCAGACAGAGCCUGUGGUGUUCACAGUUGUGGUUGAACAACUAGAAAGUUUUACUCCCAGAAUUGUCUACCUUCGCUGUCCCUCAGAAGUUGAAAAUUUGAAAGAUGGACGUUUUGGAAUUUACAUCACAUCUAAGAGUCUGAAAGCUUCUGAUCCAGAUAGCAAGGAUGAUGAAAUCAUCUUUCAAGUCUUACGUGGUCCUCAAUUUGGAUACCUGGAAAACACAACCACGGGGGAAUUCAUUCAAGGCAAGUUCACCCAAAUGGAUCUGAAUCGGCGGAAUAUUAUUUAUGUCAUAAACCCACAAACAGAGGUAACUGCAGACAGUCUGGAGUUUCACCUUUUUGAUGCAUCUGGGAAUUCUGCUCCACCUCAGAUCCUUGAAUUGAAAUGGUCUCGUAUUGAAAUGCUACAUUCAGAAUACAAAGUCUGUGAAGAUGUGGGAACACUGUCUUUAAAAAUCAGCCGAUCUGGUUAUACUAUGGAGUCUUCUUUUAUUGCAGUAAAGGUGACAGAAGUGUCUGCUUUGGCUGGAAAGGACUUCAUUUUGUGUCCCGCAAACUUAAUUCAAUUUGAUCCAGGAAUGACAACUAAGACCUGGAGUAUAACAAUUAUCAAUGAUGAACUUGAAGAAGGCACAGAAGUUUUUGAAGUGGCUCUGAAUUCCCCACUGAAUGCAGUUCUUGGCACCAAAGCCAAAGCUACAGUGACAAUUAUUGACUCAAGUCAAGAUUGCUGCAUUACUCCAAUUAACUCUGAGGCAGGAGGAGGCCAGGUGUAUCCCGUCACAAAAGAAUUCCAGCCACCACCACAUGGAAUGAUCCUGAUUGAAGAGAUUGCUCGGCAGUCAGUUGUAGAGACCCGAGGAGAUGUGCCCCAGGAGGAAGAAUUACCUGUUCGGAAAUCUUCAAAGCUUCUCCGAGCUGUUGGAAAUGGAAAAAGAGUUCACCCUUCUUCUGUGCACAGAAAUGGAACCGAUGUUGUGCUCACAUACCAUGGGAUUGUAUCUCUGAGGGUGGAGGAUGAAACUAAUCCAUCUGCUCCAGACAGGAAGGCAAAGAUACUGGUGAGGAAUCGAGGACAGCAAAGACCUCAUGAAAGUUUUUCAUUGCGAACAGACCAUGUGGUAGCAGAUAAAACAAUAUUAACUUCACAGAAGCUACUCAGAAGACAGGAACAUUCAUUUGUCUUUCCCAAGGAGUGCACUCACAGUUUGAAAGGGCUCCUACAUUACGAACUAAGUGUUAAUCAGUUAUAUAGAUGUGAUGGAGUUUCCUGGGCACCAUGGGACCGUAACAGUGAGGAUUUGAACCCUAAAAAAUGCCCCUCUGGCUGGGCAUAUCAUGACAGCCAUUGUUAUCAUCGUAACGUGGAGGAAAAAGUUGCCUGGAACGUUGCAGCCCGCAGCUGCAAAGAAAAAUAUCAUGCAAAUCUUGUCAGUGUCCUUUCCAAACAGGACAUGGAAUGGCUGUGGAAUUUCAGUGGAAGGAAGCCAUUUUGGAUAGGACUUAAUGACCGAGUAAAGACUGGCCAUUGGGAGUGGACUGGAGGUGAACCUGUUACUUUCACCAAUUGGAAAAUGGGCUCACCUCAGCCUUCAAAGAAGGGGAAAAACUGUGCUUUGGUAUGGAGAAGAGGAAAGUGGCAGGCAAGAGACUGCAGAAAGGGAAAAGGCCACUACGUGUGUGCUUUGAAUGUGUAAAUACAGCUGAAGGACAUAUUCCAUUUGAGAACCUUUGGGUACCAUACAACAGGGCUAUGAAGGUAGCAACGUAUACGGACACAUUUGCUUACAGAUUGAGCAGUGACGUGCUAUGCAGUAAAUUGACAUUCAGUGGAAAUAUAUGGGAUCUCAAUAUAGGUGGGCAAGUUAAAUUGUAAUUUUCUGUUUAAAAGAACAUCAGAUAACUGCAGAAUAUUUUUGUUACAAGUGGCACUGUGGUUAUUUCAUUUUGUAAACUAUGCAGGUUUGGAGAUAUCAUGCACUCCCACCAUAAGGAGUCACUUACAACAGUGUCUAUAGCUGGAUAUCUUAUUCACAAUAUUGUCAACAGAGUGAACAACCAGAUUAAAAUGGCUGAGCUCACAGUGCACUAAACUGCAUUAAGUGCAUUAAGCAUCUCAUAGAAGCGAACGGACACUUGUUCACAUAUAAUCCACUGGUGCUUAAUUUUCAUUGUUCUCAACAUGUAUCAUUUAGUGAAUGUCCUAACAAGGAGCAGCUGUCAACAUCUGGCAAUAAUUCCUGCUCUCCUGCUUCCAUUGUUUUUCUUUUGUGAGUACAGCAUAGUACAGUAUAGUACUCUUCCUGUAAUACAUCAAAAAAUGUUUGUUGCUCUUUCCCUCACACCUUAUGCUUUCAAGGUUUCACCAUACUCUUUAUAAGGUCAUUCAGUCCUCUAUUUUACAAGCAUGGACAGAGUCACAGGGCCCCAGUUACAACCAUACUGGGAGUCAGACAGUUUGUUUUAGUUGUACCCACAUACACACACCCUCAUCAGAAGCAUAGUGUAUAAUGAAGUCAUUGCUUGAAAGUGCACAUACUUCCAUAGUAGCUCCCUGCUAUCAAAGCCUGCCGAUACCAUCCCCUAUAACUUAUCAGCCUUACCAUAUCUGCUGUGGGCAGCUAGUUGAACCUGGUUAUUGAUGUUGAAGAUGGUGGUUCUCCUUUAUGCCAAUGGGUACUCUGAUAAAUCAUACUUUUAAAAAGAAGUUGAGAAAUGAAACCAAUAGUUAAAAUAACACAAUCUGUACAAAUGUGUAACUGAAAAGAAGUAUACACUGAAACAAGGCCCUGCAUGCUUGUUUCCUACAUGCCCCUUCACAGGGAAUCCUUUCAAUGGAAAGCCCUGGCAUGGUAUCUGUUUACUCACUUCAUUUGGCAAAUCUGUGUCUCUUAUCUAUUAACUGACAAAUGGUUCAGUAUAACUGAAUUAAUUAUUUCUUAUAUCACACUUGCACUGUGUGUGGGUUGCAAAUCAAAUCCUUAGUACUUUGAUAUUUUUAAUUGCUUCUUCCUGUUUUGCCUGCUGGCUGAUUAUAGACUAGCAGGAUUAGAAGUCAUGGUUAUGCCUUCUUCUGAGGUGCAUGUGUCUCUUGUAGAUAUGACAGACCACACAAGCUGUUGCCAAAGCACAUUCGUUUCCUUAGAAAGCACUGUAACCCAGGACUGGAACUCAUUUAUUCUGGUUCCUAAAGGCAGGUAGUCGUGAUAUUAAAACAAGAAAAUAUUUUCAGAAAGUAUGAAUAUUUUUGGUCAGUGCAUAAUUAACUACCUCCAUGUGGGAUCUUGGUGGCAGCAAACCACCCUGCUAAUUAGGGGUGUAGGCACACAGAAGAUGAGGGAUGCUGUAUGAGUUGAAUCAAAAGCUGAGCCCCACGUUUUCUAAUGAAAACAUCUGUGCUUCUUCAGCUGUCAUCGUUUAAACACAUAUUAGUUUCCUCCUUUUGCUCAAGCCUUGUAAUGUAGAAACUACAGCAACUGUUGAUUAAUUUAUGUUAUUGCAGUAGCGUCACAAAAAGGGAAAUCCAUAAUGGGAACAUUUCUGAAAGAACUUUCUGCUGUGCAGCACAAGUAACCCCCAGAAUAAAAACGUGUAAAAGAUGACCAACAUCUUCAUUUUACUGAGAUAGUGAUGCAAAAUCAGAAUCCCUCAGCAUUUUAGGGUUUUAAUACCAGCUUGCUGCCUGUUGAUUCUUUGUUCACUGAAGGUCAACUAACAACCAGAAACAUUUUUGUUAAAAAAAAUUUGUGACUAGACAUACCAAAGGCAGAGAAGUGAAAAGAUGUGAGACUUUGUCUGAUAGUGUAACACCUAGCAUCAAAAUUAUGGCUGAAUAUGAUGACUUCAGAAGGUAUACAGAUAAGAGUUCAAUUCCUAUAACUUUUUUUACAUACUAAUUCCGAAUAAGUCAUUUUGGGGCUGUCUUGUUCGGCUCCCUGGCAAUGCCUACAUUUGGUGCCCACACCAGAAAAGAAAACAAUUUUCUACAAAAUAUCACUUUGCCUUCAAAUACAGUUGCUAAAUUCUGACAAACUAGUUCUUUGCUUCAGAUUACAGUUCACUGACUGACUGGCUGUCAUUUAAUUUAAAGAAUAAUUAAAAGAUCCUGAUUAGCAAAGAGCUAUUCUGAAUCCACAGAAUCACUUCUUGCUGACUGUGUCAAAUACCUUUGCUGAACAUUAGCAACAAGCUGUACUGACUCCCUGCUACAGCUCCAAACAUGCAAACACUGACUGACUGUAAAUUAUUACCAGUAUUGUUGCAGAUAUAAAAUAGCACCUCUUAUACAGUACCGUCUGCACCCCAACAGCUUGAGCUCAGAGCAGCCUCCCUUAUUGGCCCAUCCUUCUCACCACUUUCAGUAAUUUAACUGUAUUGUAUUUUAUACCACCUGGAAAUGUGCCUCUCAAGCUGCAGACGUAGAAUAUGGGUACAAAGGCCCUUGAAAAGUAGAUACAUAAGGCAAAAAAAUCUGGACACCUAAUUAACAUAUAAUUUGAAUACCAAAUAGUGCACAACUCUUCCCAUUUCAAAUAGGAUUAUUUAAUACUACUCAGAAGCAAUUAAACAAUCUGAGUAAUAUAUAAGUGUAUUAUGAACAACACAGUGUAAAAUCUGAAGAUUUUAAUAAAAUUUACUACAAAAAUCUGUCUGACAAAGUAAUUUGUUUCUUCUUCUGAAAAAUGAAAAUGUAAAAUGUGGGUCCUUUUUCUUUAAAUUAUUGGUGCCACCGAUAUACUGGUCAUGUGGUCUAGUUUCCUCUGUAUUAAACAAACAGCUUUAAAAUCAUAUGUGAUUGGUGGCGGUAUUGAGAAAAUUACGUGAAGGGAUAAAUCAAGCCUGAAAAUAAAUACAGACCUCCAAAAAUAGGUGCUUCAUGCAAAGUGAUGAAUCAAGCUUGCAGAUAUGUACAAACCUCCAAAAUAGGUAAAGCUGAGAGGGCUGCAAAAGUCACCUGUUUAACAAAGAUUUAUGACUAAGUAAAAAUAAUGUAUACUACUGUAUGUAUGCAUUUUUCCCCACGAAACUCAAUAGUUUGCGUUCAUCUGUAUAUCCAGUUUUUAACGAAUUAGACAGUAGCAACCCUGUCCUCCCAUUUUGAAGUUUAUGACAUAUACAUUGACAUUAGAUGCUUCAAAACAGAUCACAAUUAAAUCCUGAUUAAGACGCCUCUUUCUGUUGGCUGCAAAUACUUUUCUUUCAGUUUUAAGAUCAUGAUAAAAACAACAAAGUCCCUGAUUGGCUGACAGACCUACAAAAGCAGACAGUAGCCAUAAGCCCAGAGUUUGCAGCUCGUGUUCUCGUUUCAUGAAUAUACGCACACUGUAUACGCUAGUGAGAUACUGCAUUAUCUGUGUUACUUAAAUGCCGUCUUCAUCUGUUUUUAAACCAUUGUCUCCAAAGCAGAAAAUAAGGAACUCAUCAGUUCAUAUCAGAUGUGACCUUUUGAAAUAGCAAGGGAGGUCUCAAUCAAAGCCAGAUGCUAAAUUUAAGGUCUCUGACCAACACUAUGUCCUUAUGUAGAUACAGUGUUCUGGGCAUUAUUAUUGUGGACUGACUAGAUAUUGUUGAACUCUAACAAGUCAGCACCAAAAAUUCAAAAUACGUUAUACAUACAUCAGACAGCAGCAUGUGACAAAAAUAAACAAGUUCAUGGCAGUUGCUACCUUCUCAUUCCUUUAUUCUUGCUCUUUGUAAUAUAAUUAACAUAAAAAUAAAGCUACAACCAUUUUGCCUCUGCCAGUGAAACUAUACCUCAUUAUGUCUGAAAAUGAACCCAUUUACAGCUCAAUACACAGAACAGAGUUUGAUCCUGUAUAUAGAUCAAUCAACAGGAGUGGCAGGAAGGAAUGGAUGCAAGCAUGCCUGAAAACACAGCGAAAAGUAUAUUAUUACAACUCUGCAUUUUCCACUGUCUUGACAUUGUGUCUACCACCCCCAUUCCCAUAGUCCUACUCCUGCAAAUUUCUUUAAAUGAUUCUAUUUGAGUUUUGCAGGCGUUCCUGAUGCCAUUUAAUAUAAUUAGUCUGCCAUUAUCCAUAUUAACCUCAUUUAUCUGUCUUUAUAUGGGUUCUGAUGCAACAUUCUGCUGUUUUAGUCACUGUCUUCCAGAGGCAACAGUCUUUCUACAACAAGGAUGUAUUAGAAAAAAUGAAGGAAAUGAUAUUCCCUGUUUCAGGGAGGAAAAUAAACAGUACUUCAAAAAAACUGUGCAAGCUUUCAGCAGCGGCCUUUCUUCACAUGAGCUGGGGUACAGCAUAAAUAAUGGCAUCAUAAAAGUGUUGUUUGUACAUUUCUGUGUAAUGCACAUA